Boleophthalmus pectinirostris (great blue-spotted mudskipper) is the source of this 1988-nucleotide messenger RNA. RefSeq names its product thymine DNA glycosylase, tandem duplicate 2 (gene tdg.2). The transcript has 11 exons. The record is from RefSeq and is a predicted model, not a curated record. Gene Ontology annotation, biological process: base-excision repair, AP site formation. NCBI's taxonomy places the organism in Eukaryota, Metazoa, Chordata, Actinopteri, Gobiiformes, Gobiidae. Gene Ontology annotation, molecular function: mismatch base pair DNA N-glycosylase activity. Gene Ontology annotation, cellular component: nucleus. The coding region runs from base 588 to 1565 and encodes 325 amino acids.
UGACGCACGCAUGCGCAAGGAGCAGAUCCGCCGACGAAGAGUCGAUCUUAGAGGUUUUACUCUGAAGAAAUCGUAAAACGAUAAAGAAAUCAAACGGUCUCAAAAAGUACACUUUUAUUUCCAUCCCCGGGCCACAGGGGGGAGAAAGGCGCUGAUGCUGAAACAGGAAGCACAGGUUUUAAAUGGCUUUGUUUUCUUCCCUUCCCCCUCAAAUCAGCUAAAAGUCAUAAUAAAAUCCUCCAAAACUACGCCAAAAUCAUCCACUCACAGCUCUGCGCGAUGUUUGACAGGGGUUCUUCUCAGUUGCCCCCAGACUCUGGACAUGUUCCUCAGUUUCCGUCAUCGUCUCACUACAGAGAUCCAAACAACCCACACCAUGCAGAAUUUUACAGAGAAGACACACAAUUCUACCAAAACUAUCACCAAAACUAUCACCAAAACCAUCACCAAAACAUCUCCCAAAAUUACUCCCAUAACCAGGGAUCACCAUACCAACCAAACAGACAAACUCAUUCGCAAUAUUUCCAACAAUAUUCAAAUUCACAGCCUCAGAAUGCUCAGAAUCUGCACCAAAAUGGCGAGUAUACAUGUAUAACAAUUACCAUCAAGUGCAAAAUGGAGAACAGUUUUACAUGGACAUGCAACAGAGUGAAAGAUUUGACCAGCAACACAUGAAAGCAGAAUAUGAAGAUUCUACGCCGAAAGGUCCAACUACUGCUCCAGUCUCUGCAGAGAAGAAAAAACGUGGUCGCCCAAGUAAAAAAACAUCAGAUUCUGCUGAGAUUUCAGAUGAACAGGAAGAGCGGAAGAAGAAGAGAAAUCUGAACCGAUUCGACGGUUUGUCUGUGGAGGAAGUGAUGUCACGCACGCUGCCUGAUGUUAUCCAGGAGAAUCUAGACAUUCUUAUCAUUGGGAUUAACCCUGGAUUAUUGUCGGCGUAUAAAGGACACCAUUAUCCCAACCCUGGGAACCACUUCUGGAAGUGUCUGUUCCUGUCCGGACUCUCAGACAAACAGCUGAACUUUCUGGAUGACACGAGUCUGCCUCAAAAGCACGGAAUUGGAUUUACCAACAUGGUGGAGCGGACUACCCCAGGGAGCAAGGACUUGAGCAGUAAGGAGAUCAGAGAGGGUGGCAAACUGCUGUUGGAGAAGCUGCAGAAGUACAGACCGCUCAUCGCAGCAUUCAAUGGCAAAGGCAUAUAUGAGAUUUUCUGUAAAGAGACAUUUGGGGUCAAAGCAAAAAAUCUAGAUUUUGGACUUCAGCCGUACAAGAUCCCGCAAACUGAAACGGUGUGCUUCCUCAUGCCAUCCUCAAGUCCACGAUGUGCUCAGUUUCCCAGAGCUCAGGAUAAAGUUCAUUUUUAUAUUAAACUGAAGGAGCUGAGAGACAGCCUGAAGGGAGCGGUGCAGAAUAGAGAGGUGGAGGAGACGUGCUACACCUUUGACCUGCAGAUGGCCAAAGAGGAUGCAAAACGCUUGGCGAUCAAAGAGGAACAGGAGGAUCCAGAAUAUGAGAGCUGUGCUGGGGUGUCGUCUGAAACCAACACAGAGACAAAACCCUGAGACCGAGAAACAACAGGAACAACAAAAGAACUCAGGGACUGGUGAUGGAAGACAGAAGAGGAAGAUCACUUUUCAGCACUGUUUUUAAACCCUUAUUUAUUUUAUAAUUUAAUGGUGCUAUCACAUGUGCUACUCCGUCAUCUGGGAAUCCACACUGUCUCAAAACACAUCUCAAAAAUGACAAUGCAAGAAGGUCCCUGGUUAGACUCCUGGGUCUUUCUGUGUGGAGUACAGGACUAUAACAGGACCAGCCCCAGUCUACAUUACCUCGGGCCUAAACUAGGAACAAAUCAGGACUGAAGCUGAACUCUGUUUAAACUUCCUGCACACACAAAAAAACACCUGUAGCUUUUGUAUUUAAAAUAAUGUUAAUGUAAUGCUUUUGUAUGACUUAAUUAAGUAAUUAAACAUGUCUUGAUCAAA